UUUUCUUUUGUCCCUCUGGCAGUGGCAAAGCCACUCGCAGAAAAACGAAGCAGUAUCGUUUUCAUUUUCCGGCGACUCACUCAGUUUGCUGCUGAGUUAAGUGCUUCCGAGUCAAUCACUCUGGGUCCAUAAUGUCGCCAUCUCGAUUCCCACGCGCCGCCGCUGGAGGCUCCCCCAGCUUCGCCUUUUCCUUCUCCUUCAGAGUUUUGGCCUUCGCCAUUACUGUUGCUCUCUGUCUUUUCUUCACUCUCUCCCUCCUCUUUACUUCCCAUUCCUACUCUCCGGAUCAAUCUCAGUUGGGUUACGAUGCUGGAGCACGCGGGUUCGAGUCUGUCAGGAGAUCCGUACUGGCACUCAAAACGGAUCCCCUCAAGCCUCGCCUGGACCAGAUCCGGAAGCAAGCUGAUGAUCAUCGAUCGUUGGCUCUGGUGUACGCAUCUUAUGCGCGAAAGCUCAAGCUUGAGACCUCAAAGAUCGUUAGGAUAUUUGCUGAUCUCUCUCGCAACUUCUCAGAUCUUAUGAACAAACCCCAAUAUCGGGCUCUCUUCAAUUCUGAUGCUGCGCCUAUUGAUGAAUCAGUGCUACGCCAGUUGGAAAAGGAUGUGAAAGAGCGUAUCAAAGUCACGCGCCAGGUUAUCAGUGAAGCUAAGGAGUCUUUUGAUAACCAGCUCAAGAUUCAAAAGUUGAAGGACACGAUUUUCGCUGUGAAUGAGCAAUUAACCAAGGCAAAGAAGCAGGGGGCUUUCUCUAGCCUGAUUGCUGCCAAAUCAAUUCCUAAGAGCUUGCAUUGUCUGUCAAUGCGGUUGAUGGAGGAGCGGAUUGCAAAUCCUGAGAAGUAUUCUGAUGAGGGAAAGCCACCUGCACCCGAAUUGGAGGAUCCAAACCUUUACCACUAUGCCAUAUUCUCUGAUAAUGUGAUUGCAGCAUCUGUUGUGGUCAAUUCAGCGACCAAGAAUGCAAAGGAACCAUGGAAGCAUGUCUUUCAUGUUGUAACUGAUAAGAUGAAUCUUGGAGCCAUGCAAGUGAUGUUUAAGUUGAAGGAUUAUAAUGGAGCACACAUUGAGGUUAAGGCAGUUGAGGACUACAAAUUCUUGAAUUCCUCGUAUGUACCAGUCCUUAGGCAAUUGGAAUCCGCAAACCUGCAGAGAUUUUACUUCGAGAACAAGCUUGAGAAUGCGACAAAGGACACGACCAAUAUGAAGUUCAGGAAUCCAAAAUAUCUAUCAAUCCUGAACCAUUUGAGGUUUUACUUGCCUGAAAUGUAUCCUAAGCUGCAUAGGAUUCUGUUUUUGGAUGAUGACAUAGUGGUUCAGAAGGACCUGACUGGUCUGUGGAAGAUUGAUAUGGAUGGAAAAGUGAAUGGGGCAGUAGAAACAUGUUUUGGGUCAUUCCAUAGAUAUGCACAGUACAUGAAUUUUUCACAUCCCUUGAUCAAGGCAAAAUUUAACCCAAAGGCUUGUGCUUGGGCUUAUGGAAUGAACUUCUUUGAUUUGGAUGCUUGGAGAAGGGAAAAAUGCACAGAAGAGUAUCAUUACUGGCAGAAUCUGAACGAAAAUCGAACCUUGUGGAAACUGGGGACGUUGCCACCAGGCCUGAUUACAUAUUACGCAACAACAAAGCCUUUAGACAAGUCAUGGCAUGUUCUGGGGCUUGGCUAUAACCCAAGCAUCAGCAUGGAUGAGAUUACGAAUGCAGCAGUGGUGCACUUCAAUGGUAAUAUGAAACCAUGGCUUGACAUUGCAAUGACUCAGUUCAAGCCAUUGUGGACAAAGUAUGUUGACUACAAUUUAGAAUUCGUCCAGGCUUGCAAUUUUGGUAUCUAAAUUUCUAAAGCUUCUGCUCUUCGGUUGCUACCAGCCUGCCACUGUAUCUGGUGUCCACUUUAAGCCAUUUGCUGUUUAGUUUUGAUAUCCAAUACUCAUAAGUUUGACAUAAUUUUUAGCUGUUGAAGGAAAAGUAUUGCAUCUUUCCAAGUGUAAUAUAGUUUAGUAUAGCAAUUCUCCUUUCCCUUUAAUUUAUUCUUAAGGUUUUUGUAAUAAUUUGAUUUGAAAGAUGUUGAUCUAGAGGGGGGAAAAAAAGAAAGUUACUAAAUCAAGUAUUGUACCUUAAGCUAUUCAUUUAUCUCAAAGUGAGAAUUAUCAUAUUA
This is a messenger RNA of Prosopis cineraria, 2146 nucleotides long. Its product is annotated as galacturonosyltransferase 8. Gene Ontology annotation, molecular function: polygalacturonate 4-alpha-galacturonosyltransferase activity. NCBI's taxonomy places the organism in Eukaryota, Viridiplantae, Streptophyta, Magnoliopsida, Fabales, Fabaceae. The coding region runs from base 132 to 1823 and encodes 563 amino acids. The transcript has 3 exons. The record is from RefSeq and is a predicted model, not a curated record.